CAAUUUUUUGGUGCUGUAGUGCCCUCUUUGACUCUAAGGAACAUAUUUUAAUCAAAUAUGUUUGCAAUGUGGAGUCACUGGCAAUGCAUCUCAUUUUCCUUCACAUGAGCACGAUAGGAUAUUGAACAGUUGAUCUGUGGACCAAGAGUGAACCUGGGUCACUGAACCUGUGAAUCUUCAAUGAUUUAAAUAGUUUUUAAAUAUCAGAGACAUCUGAAACCUUUACUUCUUGUCAGGAUGGUGCCAGCGAACAAUACUACCUUGAGUGAAUAAUCCAGGAAACCUUUUCUCCCACUUCUUCUACAUCUUCUCUAUAUUUUCAAUGUGUUUCUGGCACCGCUGGACCCCCUGAUCUACAGUUGGAAGAUCGAUUGAGCGAACUGGCACUUUGUUGUCUCCAGGAAAAUUCCAGGAGAGUGGACACGAGGUCUGGAAGCUUAGAAACGGGGCACUUCUCACUGAUCUCACUGAUUAAAGCAUCGAGGAAUAUUAAGCUAUUGAGGUACAUGUGAAAGGCAGGAAAAUGUUGCUUGAAAAACCGAAGGGAAAUCAACAAAUCUCAAGCACAUGAGCUAGCUGCAGUGGAAAAACUGAACUCAAGGAAUACCACAGAGGAGAUACAGGGUGAUCAAGAGGACCAAAUGCGUUACCUGUUGCGGAUUGAAGGCAAAGAAUGGCUGUUGUACCUCACAAAGGCACGAGAAAUACUGGCUGAGACCUACAGUGAAACCUACUACUUACCAGAUGGAUCCAUGGUAACCAAGACUCGCCACCAACUUGACCACUGCUGUUACACUGGGUUUGUUGAGGGAGUUGAGGAGUCCUCAGUGUCUCUUUGCACCUGCCAGGGUCUCAGUGGGUACAUCUUGAUGGGAGACCAGGAGUACAUCAUUGAUCCAGUGAACAAUGGCACUGGAAUGCACAAAGUGAGCCGGACACCACACAUACGGACAAAGAGGCACCUCUCCCACUCCUACUCGCAACCUCUGACUCACACCAAUCUCAGCAUUGAACUCUACCUGGUGGCUGACAGAGAGGAGUUUCUGCAGAAUGGGGAGGACCUCAGAAAGACACAGGAGCGUUUAAUUACUCUUGCACAUUAUGUCAAUCAGAUUUACCAAAAGCAGUUAGAUAUCCAGAUUUUUCUAGUUGGUAUUGAAGUCUGGACAGACAAAAACAAGAUUGGCUCCAGUGAAGAUACAGCCGAAGCUCUGGAAAACUUCAUGCAGUGGAGAACCAAGGAGCUGGUGCCGAGGAAGCACCACGACAAUGCCCAACUUAUCAGUGGUGUGCCUUUUCAGAGGUCUCUAGGACAAGCCUACCUCAGCGAGAUGUGCUCGAAGGAGAGAAGUGGAGGAGUUGUCAAGGAUGACCAGGAUUACAUCAGAGAGCUGGCUAAGUACGUUGCCCAUGAGAUGGGUCACAAUCUGGGAAUGCAUCAUGAUAGACCUGCUUGUCACUGCCCUGUCACUUCUGGGGAAUGCUUACUGGCAACAACGAUUGAGUCAACAAUGAAUCCAAUAUUCAGUGAUUGCAGUAAGAAAUUUCUGAACAGCUUCUUGAGAAGAUUUAACGUCAGUUGCUUGAAGGAUCGGCCAGCCACCUCCAUGAAUAUCACGGUAGCAUUAAUAAAGGACAACAGUUCGAUGAAUUUGAAGAUUGGUAUUAUUGCCUCCGCUUCAUUGGUUCUUUUCAUCUUUGCGGCAGUUGAUAUAUUGCUUUUCCUGAAACACAGAAGAAAAGAAAACUGCACGAGCAGCAUUCAGCAUGUUUCUAACCAUCUCCUUCCGCAAAGCGUCGUCUAACCAAAGAACUGCAAGUGAUGUAAAGGGGCAAGCUCACACCGCUAUUUCAAAAUAGUCGAUUCAAUGAGCCAUUAUCAUUCAUUCACUACCUCAUCAGAUAAGGCAGCAGAGCAUAAAAUCGUUCACUCAAACUGAUCUCAGAGAUGAGUGAAACAGAGAAAAGAUUUCUGCCAUCAAGUUUGCUCCAGUAAUGUAAAGAUGUAUGGUCAAAGUGUAUGAUCUGUCAUUGCUAACCAUUCAAAUCAACCUAUGUCCACCGAGGGAGAAUUCUUUUGUAAGUAUCUGAAUGUUUGAAUCAUUCAUAAUGGAAUAUUUUAUAAUACAGUACUGCCAAAAGGGUUUGAUCCAAUACGCAUCACAGGGAUAUAGUCGUUGUUCUUCACACUCCCAUCAGGGAGGAGGCUGUGGAGCACACAUGCCAGGACCACCAGACUCAAAAAAACAAUUACUUUCUCCAAGCAGUAAGGCUGGCCAACAACUCCAGCCACUAACCCACCCUUCCACUACUUUAUCAUUUCCUGUCAGGGUCACCCCUGUGCUUGGCAUCACUUUAUGGGCAUAAGAUCAAUCUAUGUAUAUAAGCUAUCUCACAUAUUUAUAUUUAUUGUGUUUUCUUUUGUUAGACAUUGGAUCUGGAGUAACAAUUAUUUCAUUCUCCUUUACACUUGUGUACUGGAAAUCUUGAAGAUUGGAAACAUCCGUAGUACGUGUAUUGAACCAAACUGACCUUGCACUAUCUGCUAUUAGUUUGUUAUGAAUGAAUUGGUAGAGAAAGAAUCAUUCAGAUUUUUCAAAACAAAAAGACAAACUGUGAAGAAUUUGAUUUCUUUUAUAGUGGGUAAGAAAUGAAUAGAUUUUAAUAUGCAGAGGGACCUUGAGGUAUUUGUUCACAUGUUGCAGAUGCCUGUGAAAAAAUGGGAGCAGAAUUAGGCCAUUUAGCCCAUCGAGUCUGCUCUGCCAUUCAAUCAUGGCUGUUUUGUUAUCCCUCACAACCCCAUUCUCCUGCCUUCACUCCAUAACCUUUGAUACCCUGACUAAUCAAGAACCUAUCAGCCUCUGUUUUAAAUAUACCCAAUGACUUGGUCUCUGCAGCUAUCAGUGGCAAUGAAUUCCACAGAUUCACCACCUUCUGCCUCAAAAACAUCCUACUCAUCACUCUUCUAAAUGGAAUGUCAUUCUACAUUGAGCAUUCAGUUACAAGAAGCAAUUAUUUCAGUGUGUGUGGACAACAGGAAGUCUUGCUGCAGCUGUCUAGCCUAUGGUGAGAUCCAAUCUAGAAUACAAAAAGAAGGAUAUACUUGCUUCUGGGGAAGCAUGGCACAGAUAGAUUCCUCAAAGUUGCCAUGCAGGUUGAUAGGAUGGUUAAGAAAGCCUUCAUUGGCCUUCAUUAGUUGGAGUGCUGCAUUCAAGAGUUGUGAGUUAAUGUAGCUCUUUAAAACCCUGGUUAGACCAAACUUGGCAUGUUGUGGUCGGUUCUGGUCAUCUCAUUAUAGGAAGGAUAUGGAAGUUUUAGAGAGGGUGCAGAGAAGAUUUGCCAGGAUGCUGCCUGGAUUAGAGAGCAUAAGUUCUAGGUUGAGUAAACCAGGACUUUUCCCUUUGGAGUGAAAGAGGAUGAGUGGUGACUUGGCAGAGGUGUACAAGAUGUUAAGAGGCAUUGAUGAAAUGGACGGGCAGAAACCGCUCCCAGAGUGUAAAAGGUUAAUAAUUUCAGGAGAAUUGGCAAGAAGUAUGGAGGGAGGUCAGAGGUCAGGUGUUUUACACAGAGAGUGACAAGUGUGUUGAACGCCCUACUAGGGUGGUGAGCACUGUUCCCUCUAAGCUGUGCGGCUGCAUGGUAGCUGCAGUGUUCCCAUGCACAUAGACUUUGUUGCUGUGCAGCUGGAAUUUCUUUUUUUUAUAAUGUUAUUGUAAAAUGCCGCACACUUUUCAGGCCACGUAAAAAUUUCCUGCUCAAAGCAAUGGCUGGUCCACUCAGCUGUGUAAAAUAAAAACUAGAGGAAAUGUUGUUUGUUGCGAGAUGCAGGUACAUUGUGAGCAUUUAAGAAAUUCUUAGACAGGCAUAUACACUCAAUGGCCACCUUAUUAGCUAAAAAAAAGUGGCCCCUGAGUGUAUGUCCAUGGCCUUCUGCUGCUGUACCCCAUCCAUUCAGGUUUUGAUGUGUUAUGCUUUCAGAGAUGUUCUUCUACACAUCACCGUUGUAAUAUGUAGUUACUUAAAUUACUGUUGCCUUCUUGUCAUCUUGAACCAGUCUGGCCAUUCUUCUCUGACCUCUCUCAUUAAGAAGGCAUUUUUGCCCACAGAACUGCCACUCAGUGGAUAGUUUUUAAUCUCGUACACCUUUCUCUGUAAACUCCGGAGACUUUGGGUAUCCUUCAUUGAUUAAAUUCAGGGUCUUUGGAGAUAUUGGGUUUUAAGAAUGGAUGGAAAUUGGAAUUAGAUGGUCAGGUGGAUUGGAGGGUCAAAAUUAGUCAUGAUUUCUCUGAAUGGCAAGUAAUUUGCAACCCACACAAAACACUGGGGGAACUCAACAGGCCAGGCAGCAUCUAUGGGAAAGAGUGAACAGUUGAUGUUUCGAGCCGAGACCCUUCAGCAGGACUUUACUCUAGAUGGUGAGUUCCUGCAGUCGUUUGUGUGUGUUGCUUGGAUUUCCAGGAUCCGCAGAUUUUCUCCUGUCUGUGUUGGGUAAUGUUGAAUGGCUUACGCUUGGUUGGACUUUUCAUGUUCCCAAUUUAAUAAAAUGUGAAUUUCAGACAAGAAGUAAUGUCAUACCUCAGUUUCGACUUUCUUGUUUAGAUACUGUGAAUCUUAAUUCUAUAAAUGUAAGUAGUUGUUUAACCAGACUUACUACUUCAUUACAAUACAAACAUAAUGUUGGAAUCAGUUGUUUUUUAUGCUUGCAACGACAUGUCAUUUAAAGUAAUGCAAGACUAAAAUCAUAAUAUUUACAAACACAAUUUGUAUUUUUUUAAAAUUAGGAUAUGUUAAACAAUAUGUGCUGUUGUCUUCAACUACUGGUGGGAAAGAGGUACAGCAGAUACAUAAGAGUUUAUCAGCUUUUUCAUUUUUCAUUGGGUAAGCAUUAGCACUGACACAUGUGCUCUGACUAUGUGUCUUAAUUGGUCAGUCCUUAUCUCAGGGAUAUUUCUUAUGUGAAGUAUAAAAGUGCCAGUUUUUGUAAAGGUGCCAUCUUUGUGUCUUUGUUUUUUCAUCUUCCUUAGC
Hypanus sabinus (Atlantic stingray) is the source of this 5025-nucleotide messenger RNA. Its product is annotated as snake venom metalloproteinase BmooMPalpha-I-like. Gene Ontology annotation, biological process: regulation of cell-cell adhesion; proteolysis; positive regulation of membrane protein ectodomain proteolysis. Lineage: Eukaryota; Metazoa; Chordata; Chondrichthyes; Myliobatiformes; Dasyatidae. Bases 642 to 1805 code for a protein of 387 amino acids. Gene Ontology annotation, molecular function: cell adhesion molecule binding; metalloendopeptidase activity. The transcript has 14 exons. The record is from RefSeq and is a predicted model, not a curated record.